AAAAAUGAUUGAUUGAUUGAUUGAUUGAUUGGUGUAAACCACCCCACUGGACGCGCUCUCCGCUGGGAUGUCACUUCAGUUCAUAUGCGAGUCAAGGCAGUUGAGCGAAUACUUUUGGCAAUGUAGUGUAUCAUUGCCUUAUUCUACGUGACCUUAUACAUCCCUAAUCCUAGCCGAUACCUAAACUUAACAACUACUGCGCUAACUAUUAAUCAGCAGCAAAUUAGAAACGUAUUGAGUGAAAAUCGUAGUUAAUAGAAAAUAAGUGUUCCCUGUUCGAAAGUGUUACUUUAUUUUCGAAAGUAGUCCAGCCCAUCAACAGAUUAUUAUGGAUAAGAUCUAGAUAAGAAGUGAAUAAGAUAAGAGACAGAUGAGAGCUCUUUGAUCACAGUUUAUUUUAAGAUCGCAUUCUCAACAAUAACUAAAAUUAACUAUGACUUUUCUCUUGGUGCUUAUUUAUUGUGUAUUAAGGUAGCUUGAGAAUGGGGUGGGAUUUAGGGAUCUAAAAUAUGGUCAUGCAGACUAAGGCAUUAAUAAGCUUUAUAAGUAGUACGUGCUAGUAAUGGCGAAAAUCGGUCCUUAAAAUCUUACCAUAAACGUUUCCAGUGGCAAAAUUAAGCCGCCAUAUAUCUGUUGGAUUCCAGGUAUUUGCUCUUCUGUUUUAUCUUAUAUGUGAUAUAAUUAGCAACGGAACUUUUAUGAUGUUAUUUUAAGAAUCUGAAUUAAGAAACAUUUUUCUUCCUUUGUUUGUCGUGCCUUGAGCCAUCAGAUUUGCCAUUGUCAUUAAAUCCUAAAAUGAAUGCGAUUAAUUCUCAAAAAGCUAUGAACGUUAACCUUAGCUUUGUAACAUCUGUAUCUGUUUUUACUGUAGGGGAAAAAAAAACAGUAUUACACUUAGUAUUUUUAGAAUUAUGCACGUUUUGAUAUUUUUCCAAUAACUCGUAUCUAAUUGGUUUAAAUCAGUCUUCCAAUUACAAAAAUUCUCUUUGAUUGUGUGAUUUGGUUUAACAAAAUGUUUUUGGCUUGACCUAUACGUGUAUUUGUGUCGUACAAAACAUAUGUUCUUACGGCUGAUCUACAAUACAUCUAUUACAAACUUUAUUUACAGAGAUUGCAACUUUUCAGGUUGUGUUUAGUCAGGAAUGGGAAGUGAGGUUUGUUUCCUUGGAAGGCUAUAAAUGGAUUCAUAAAAUAUCUGACCUAUGAAAGUUAUGCUAUAGGUGAACUCACAAAGUAAACACAGAAGGCCCAUUUAUUUUGAAUCUAUGCGCGAGAUAAUGCAUGUAUCAAUCAUUGUUUUCAGAUACCAGGACCUGUUCGAGUAGUUUUCGUUUUCUGAUUGGUUUAAGAAUGUCUGGACUCUUGCCAGACUCCUUUGUGCAUCGUUCCUUAGAAAGUCUUUCAGACAAUCGCGUGCUGUAGCUGUAAAAAUGUAAUCUGAUUCAAUGGGUUUCCAGAGAAAUGUCGUCAAAUCGUCCUCCUUUGGUUUGUAUUUAAAGGAGAAACACAGCCAGUUUCACAUGCACUUGAAAGCACAGCUAAAGCCAGAGAAAAGGAAGCUCCUGAGUAUGAAUCUCCUCUCACUGCUUAAAAUGAAGACCGUGGUUGUUUUCUUUGUUGCAAGCGUCUGCAUUCAAAGCGCAACCCCAUCAAAACUCGACGUACGCAAAAAGCGAGCGUGGAUUGUGGAUUCGCUGACCAUGGAAGAAGAGCACGCCGGUCCUUUCCCAUACAAACUGGGAGAUUUAAACAUCGAGAAGAAGGUUUUGGAAGAAUACUCCAUUCACGGCCAGGGCAUCGACAAAGAUCCCAAAGGAAUCCUGUCUGUCAGCAGAAACGGAUCCGUUUACGCUCAUGGAAAAGUUGACUUUGAGGAGUACCGCAAACUGAGAAUCACGCUUUCUAAAAAACAGACAGCAGUCGCUGUGGAUAUCGAUGUCCUGGAUAUCAACGACCACGCUCCUGUUUUUAAUCGGGACCUGUAUGAGAUCGCAGCAGAUGAAUCAACACAACCAGGUAAGGCUCUGGUCACAGUGCUGGCAGCCGACAACGACCAGCCAGGAACAGCCAACGCUCACUUCACGCUGAGGAUCUCCUCGGUGUCUCCUUCUCCCUCCGGCGCUGACUUCUUCAUUCAGCAGAGAAAAGGAGAGCAGACGGGAAGCAUUUCUUUCAAGGGGUACCUUGAUUAUGAGAAGACCCAAAAAUACACUAUUCUGGUAGAAGCAAAGGAUCAUGGGGAGAAGAUACAGCUCUCCAGCACAAGCACAGUAAUAUUGAAUAUCAUGGCCAAACACGGCUAUCCAUCAGAGUUCACUAGGAAAACAAAACACGCCAGUGACUCUUCAGCAUUGAAGAAGAUGAAACAAGUGGGUGUACUGGAGUCUGGACCGAUGCUGGAGACCAACAAACUGUCCAUGUGUCUGUCUGAGGAGACGACUGACGUUACGGCUCUCAACCCAGCCCUGUACAGCCCACCGUUACGCUUCCAGCUGAUUGGAGAUGUGCAGGGCAAGUGGAGGCUUCGGUCCGACUACGGCGCGUCCGUGAGGCUGAUCAAAGAUGGCGGCGUACAUGCAGGCCAUCAUCGGCUCACUUUUAAGAUCUCUGACAGCCAGGGCCAGAGUUCGGUCCAGACGCUCUCGCUGCUCGUGUGCGACUGCGACGCUUCUGCAGACUGCAAGGACCCGGCAGCAAAGAUGAACGUCGCUGGCGUCGCUCUCACGAUCCUCGGCAUCCCGGGGCUGCUGGGUAAGAGCGGGGGUUUCACGUCCAGCGUGGUCCUGGCCUUCUCAGUCACUUUGUUCAUCCAAACAUUAUACUCUGCAAGCUGGAUUAUGCUACUGGAGGAUGCAUUUUACAAUUCGAAUAAUAAAUACUAAAUUGUGUUUCAAUCAGUGCGCACUACUGUCCAAAAUAUGGCUCAGUGUGUGUGUGUGUGUUUUUUUAAGAAAUCAGGCCAAAAUAACAGAUUAAUGAGCAUGUGACACUGAUGCUAUUUCACGAGAUUACCGUUUUUACUCUAAUAAUAUAUUUUACUGCAAUGUAUCUGAUCAAAUAAAUGCAGCCCUGGUGAGCUCAAGAGACAUCUCUUGAAGCGAUGGCGAAGUCGUGUGUCUAAUGAGUGUGUGUGUUUGUCUGUGUGUAGGUAUCCUGUUGAUGGUGUGUUGUAAGAUCAGAGCAAAGCAGUCUGAGAAGCGCAACAAGCUGUUAGUGGAGGCAUCAGAGCAAUUUCUUAGCCCUGACACCAUCGAAGCUCGCUGAACUUGAUCGCGCCGUGUUUUCAUGAUCAUCCAGCACCAAUUUCCUCCAUUUUGGCAGCAUUUGUUAUAUAAAUAUCCCUAUUUCUGCCGUAAAUGAUGCGGCGUUAAACCCAGAGCCUCUUUCGUCCAGGGAUGAACUCCUGGAGCCACAGCUGAAGCACAAACGCCACCAGUCUCCAGAACGCGCCCUGAAAAAAAUACAGAGGAUUGAACUGAUUUUGAUGAACUCAAACGGCAGACUGCUUGUUUUUACGCUGCGAUAUUAAAAGGAAGGAACGCUUUGGCGGUUUUAAAUGCGCAUGCGUACAACGCGAACGACUCUGGGAAUAGAUUGAUGAUUAAUCCGCCUUCACGUGCGUGGUGUGAAUGAAUACUUGAGUGCCAUAUGAUUAUAUCAGCUCAUGCAGAUACGAAAUCAUUCAUAAACCACCCUCACGGCUGAGCAGGUGAUACUGUACAGAGUUCCGCCUGCACUGGUAUAUUUAUAUUGUUUACAUAUGUGAAGGAAUCACUUUUUGUAAGCGAGUUCGUGUUUGGGGAUGAUUCGUUUUUAUUGUUAAUUGUAAUUUAUUAAUAAAAGGA
Molecule: messenger RNA, 3845 nt
Organism: Puntigrus tetrazona (Sumatra barb)
Lineage: Eukaryota; Metazoa; Chordata; Actinopteri; Cypriniformes; Cyprinidae
Product: protocadherin Fat 2-like
Exons: 8
Coding region: 1446-2882 (478 amino acids)
Biological process (GO): cell-cell junction assembly; cell morphogenesis; adherens junction organization
Cellular component (GO): adherens junction; plasma membrane; catenin complex
Molecular function (GO): calcium ion binding; cadherin binding
Source: RefSeq, a predicted model, not a curated record